Molecule: messenger RNA, 2043 nt
Organism: Euleptes europaea (tarantolino)
Lineage: Eukaryota; Metazoa; Chordata; Lepidosauria; Squamata; Sphaerodactylidae
Gene: DDX43
Product: DEAD-box helicase 43
Exons: 16
Coding region: 1-2040 (679 amino acids)
Molecular function (GO): RNA helicase activity; ATP binding; RNA binding
Source: RefSeq, a predicted model, not a curated record
AUGUCCGACUGGGAGGCGGACAGCGAGGAGGAUGGACCCGGCGGAGCCGCCCCCAAGCCCUCUCGGGCCUUACCUGCGUGGCGCCCGGCGACGGAAGCAGCUUCUGCGGGAGUCUGUGAGAACCGAGCCGCGGGCGGAGACAAGAAGGAAAGGGGCGACGGGUGGAAAGGGCGUCCGCGGCAGGGCCUUGCCCGCGAGCCCUGGCAGUCGGGGCCCUUGGAGUACCGGGCCCGGGGGUCCCCGGGGGGCAGAGGCCGAGAGAGCGCGCGGUCGCCGCCGCUCUGCUUCCACCUGGAUAACGCGCUGGUCGGCACCGUCAUAGGUCGAGGUGGAGCUAAAAUAAAAGAACUUGAAGAAUCUUCAGGUUGUAAAAUACAGGUUGUAAGGGGAAAUUGUGACGCUGAAAUAAAGAUAUUUGGUGGUAAUGAUAAGCAGACCAAAGCGAAAAUGUUGAUUGAUGAUCUUGUUGAGAGAAGUGGUCAAAGCAAUUCAGGAGAAAAGUAUGAAAAAGAUUCCUUCAAGCACCAGCAUGUUGGGACCACUUAUUGCCAUGCCAGUCGUUCUGGAGCUUUGAUGUCUGUAAAUAAUAAUCCAAAGCAGUCCAUUAACUGGACUUCUCUCCGAGAAAAUAAAGCUAAAUAUGAAGCUAUGAAAUGGGCUGAUUUACCUCCAAUCGAAAAAAUAUUUUACAAAGAGUCACCAAAUAUUGCCUCUAUGUCACAAGAUGAAGUUGAUAGACAGAGAAAAGAGAACAAUAAUAUCACAUGUGAUGACCUGAAAGAAAGUGAAAAACGUCGUAUUCCCAAUCCUAUCUGUAAAUUUGAAGAUGCUUUUCAGCACUAUCCUGAUGUUAUGGCAAAUAUAAGAAAAGUUGGCUUUCAGACGCCUACACCUAUUCAGUCACAGGCCUGGCCAAUAGUACUUCAAGGAUUUGAUCUCAUUGGAAUAGCACAGACUGGUACUGGAAAGACUUUGGCUUAUCUGAUGCCAGGAUUCAUUCACUUGGAUUCACAGCCAAUUCCUAGAGAAAAACGUGGUGGACCGGGUAUGUUAGUUCUCACUCCCACUCGAGAACUGGCUCUUCAGGUUGAGGCAGAAUGCUCAAAAUAUUCUUACAAAGGAAUUAAAAGUAUCUGCAUAUAUGGCGGUGGAGACCGGAAGGGGCAAAUCAGCAUGGUUACCAAAGGUGUGGACAUCGUUAUUGCUACUCCUGGUAGACUGAAUGAUCUUCAAAUGAACAACUUCAUAAAUUUGAGGAGCAUAACAUACUUGGUGUUGGAUGAAGCUGAUCGGAUGCUAGAUAUGGGAUUUGAGCCUCAAAUAAUGAAGAUUUUAUUAGAUGUGCGUCCUGACAGACAAACAAUUAUGACCAGUGCUACAUGGCCAGAUGGUGUCCGUCGCCUUGCAAAAUCAUAUUUGAAAGAUCCAAUGAUUGUUUAUGUUGGUACUCUUGAUUUAGCAGCAGUAAAUACAGUGGAGCAGAAGGUUGUUGUUAUUCCAGAAGAAGAAAAAAGAGCUUUUACACGUUACUUCAUUGAUACUAUGAAGUCUGAAGACAAGGUCAUCAUUUUUGUGGGAAAGAAGCUUACUGCUGAUGACCUAUCCAGUGAUUUUGGUCUUCAAGGAAUUCCAGUUCAGUCUUUACAUGGCAAUAGAGAACAGUGUGAUCGUGAACAAGCUUUGGAGGACUUCAAGAAAGGAAGAGUUCGUAUACUGAUAGCAACAGACUUAGCCUCUCGAGGGUUAGAUGUGCAAGAUAUCACUCAUGUGUUUAAUUUUGACUUCCCUCGCAACAUUGAAGAGUAUGUUCAUAGAGUGGGCCGUACUGGUCGAGCUGGCCGCUCAGGUGAAGCUGUAACUCUUGUGACUAGGAAUGAUUGGCGGAUUGCAUCUGAACUGAUUGAAAUUCUAGCAAGAGGAAACCAGGUAAUUCCCGAAGAGCUAAUUUCAAUGGCUGAGAGAUACAAACAAUUUCAGUUGAAAAAAGAAAUGGAAAAGGAUUGUGGAAAGCCUCGUGGGAGAUCAUGGAAAAAUGCUUAAUGC